AUGUUAUACGUGGUGGGAUUUUUGUCGCAUAAGAACGUACCUUGUGAAGACGAUGACAGUGGUGGCAACGAGGGAUACACGGAGUCGACGACGACCAGGAUGAAGAUGAGGGACACUUUGAGGAAUGUGGACUCGACUGCCACAAUCAUGUUUGGCUUCCAUCAGAGUUUGUGCCUUGCUGCUGGACAAUUUGAUCCAUUGGAUUUGGAUCCAUCACCUGAUGAGCAGCAGAUGUUGCAUAACCCUGACAUCCACGGAAAUUUUAAACCUGGAAAAAACUUAACAAUUUGGGCAGUGACUGGUUUUCCUUCACAUUCGGAUGAGGCGAAACCGCAUUUGAAGCAACUAAGCGUUGAAGCAUUACAAGAGUACAUUGACUCGUAUGCUGAAGAGCUGCGCAUCAAAUGGAACCAGCAGGUCAUCGCGGGGUGGGCAUACAGCACGAAUAUAACGGACUUCAACUCCGCCAGAAGGGUGAAUGCGACGCUUGAAGUUUCAAGUUGGGCAAGGGCUCAAUGGAAAGAAAAUAUUUCCCAAUUUGACCUGUCUCAGCUUCACGAAUCUGCUGAACACGAAAGACUAUCCCGACUUUUCAAGGCUGUCGAAGUCCUUGGAUUUGCUGCUUUGGAUGAUGACAAACUGGCUCAAAGGACUAACAUUAAGUCAGACAUGACUUCCAUCUACAGUUCUGCCAAAAUAUGCCCCUUUGACAAGCAAAAUUGUGACCUGAAGAAGGAUACAGCCUGGUCUCUUGAUCCAGAGUUAAAUGAACUUUUCCGAGUUCAACCGGAAAAAGAAAACUUCGAAAAGUUGGCGUAUGUUUGGGCCAAAUGGAGAGAUGCGUCUGGAAAGCUUAUUAGACAGAAGUUCUUGGAUUUCGUCCGUCUGAGUAAUGAGGCUGCAAUUGCCAACAAAAAUAGCAUGAUCAAAAAUGCAGGUGACUUAUGGCUAAGAGCCUAUGAAUCCCCGACAUUCAGAGAAGAAAUGGGAAGAAUGUACGAAGAACUCAAGCCCUUCUACCAGGAAUUGCAUGCCUACGUAAGGCACAAACUCAGACAAUUUUAUGGAGAAGAGAAAAUGAGUGCGACAGGACCAAUUCCUGCUCAUGUUCUGGGUAUGUAUAUAUACAUCGUAUUGCUUGUGUAG
This is a messenger RNA of Notodromas monacha, 1146 nucleotides long. The record is from the annotation of a GenBank genome assembly. Lineage: Eukaryota; Metazoa; Arthropoda; Ostracoda; Podocopida; Cyprididae.